AUGGCAGCCAAGCAGGCAGCCGAGAAGCUCAUCUCGGAGCACCUUGUAGCCGUCUUCUCCAAGAGCUACUGCCCCUACUGCACCCAGGCCAAGAGCGUCAUCGCCAAGCUCGGCCUCGACCAGAGCAGCGUCGGCGUGCUCGAACUCGACCAGAUGGGUUCCGAGGGCAGCGAUAUCCAAAAGACGAGCCAGCGUACGGUGCCCAACAUCUUUAUCAACAAGAAGCACCUCGGUGGAUGCAGCGAUCUGCUCGACGCUCAGAAGAGCGGAAAACUUCAGCAGCUCCUCAAGUGA
Messenger RNA from Moesziomyces antarcticus, 294 nucleotides. RefSeq names its product glutaredoxin. Bases 1 to 294 code for a protein of 97 amino acids. Gene Ontology annotation, biological process: cellular response to oxidative stress. Gene Ontology annotation, cellular component: nucleus; cytoplasm. The transcript has 2 exons. Lineage: Eukaryota; Fungi; Basidiomycota; Ustilaginomycetes; Ustilaginales; Ustilaginaceae. The record is from RefSeq and is a predicted model, not a curated record. Gene Ontology annotation, molecular function: glutathione disulfide oxidoreductase activity.